Molecule: messenger RNA, 710 nt
Organism: Rhodamnia argentea
Lineage: Eukaryota; Viridiplantae; Streptophyta; Magnoliopsida; Myrtales; Myrtaceae
Exons: 1
Coding region: 16-483 (155 amino acids)
Source: RefSeq, a predicted model, not a curated record
GAAAGAAGAAGGCAAAUGACGAGCCAGGUCAUAGCGACCCAUCGGGAAAACGCCGAGGUCUUCGCAGGGGAUGCCUCUCUGUGCAAGCUCAAGUCCCGCGAGCUCCUCUCCGAGAUCAACCUCCCCAAGGGCCUUCUCCCCCUGGACGACGUCGUCGAGGUCGGCUACAACCGCUCCACCGGCUUCGUCUGGGUCCGGCAGCGCAAGCCCAAGGUCCACCGCUUCCCCGCCAUCUCCCGCAGCGUCUCCUACGACGCCGAGGUCACCGCCUUCGUCGGGGACCGCCGGAUGAAGCGGCUCACGGGAGUCAAGAGCAAGGAGCUCCUGUUCUGGGUCACCAUCUCGGACAUCUACGUAAACCCGAACGACCCGGGCAAGAUCGCCUUCGCCAACACGACCGGGCUCUCGCGGUCGUUCCCGGUGUCGGCCUUCGAGGAGGAGGAGGAGGAGGAGGAGGAGGUGGCGGGCCGGACCGACGGUUGAAGCAGUCGGAGGAAUGGAAUCGAGAAAAGCCGGAGACGAUUGGGGGGUAAUUUUGGAAUUAGGUUCCAGUUGUCCGAUGCGUACCCGACACGCGACGGUCACUGCCAAUUUAUGUCCGAGAGAGAUUGGCAACUAUACGCGAAUCUCUCUCCUUUUUCUUUUUCAAUUUUUUCUUUUUCUUUUUUGAUAUUUUGACUUCUUUCAAAUGUUCUUAGGUUUUAUCAAUU